AUGUCCAUCAUAGCUCUUUCCUCCGGCGAGCCUACGUGCACCCUCGAUGACCUCCGAACCAUCUGCGACGCGAACAAUUCCUCCCUCGAGCAUGGAAGUCUGGACGAGACCGCGUUCCUCCUCUUCGCGAACAGUUUCGAUGCUGUGUGCCAGACGAUUCAGGACUUGCCAGAUGGAUGGUGGGAAGCGUUCGUACUGUCGACCAAGCCAAGAGGAAAAUCCACUGAAUGGGGGGGAAGGGCGCAUAAGACAACGUUGACGACCGUCAAUGCUAAGAGUUCUCUUCUCGCUGACCGGACAGUCGUGUUCAAGGACAACGUCUCUGUGGGCGGUCUGCCACUUGGAUUGGGGUGCUCACCAAAACAUUUCAAAGACGGGAAGCACCCAAUCAGCACCAUCGACGCAACAGUUGUAAGCAGGGUUCUAGCAGCAAGAGGAAUCGUCAGGGGCACUGCAACCUGUGAGAUUUUCUCGGCAUUCGCCCUCAGCUUCACAUCGGACUCUGGUGUUGUUCACAAUGCGUGGUUGCCCGGCUAUGCGACUGGAGGCUGCAGCAGUGGCUGCGGUGCGUUGGUCAGCGUGGGUGAUGUCGAGCAGGCACGAAAGAGCGCGAAAGAUCUCAGGACAUAUGCGCUGGGUGAAGGUGUCGAUAUGACAAUAGGUGGUGAUCAAGGAGGGAGUAUCAGACUGCCUGCUAGCUACAGCGGGAUCUUCGGACUCAAGCCUACCUACGGUCUUGUACCAUAUACUAGCAUUGCACCACCACUGUGUCCUAUGAUUGAUCAUACUGGCCCAAUGGCAAGGAUAAUUGAAGAUGUGGCUUUACAUCUGACCGUGCUCGCAGGAUAUGACGGCAUCGACCCUCGCAUGACACCAGAAUCACCGAUGCCUUCGCAAGUUUCAGACUACCUUGGUGACCUGAAAGCUUGGAUAUCUCAAAAAGAUACUGCACACGAGUGGACACUUGACUCGGCGGCGAAAGGUCUUCGCGCCGGCGUGCUAAAAGAGUCGUUCGAGGUUGCCGGCCUUGACGCAGCUGUGGCAGCAACAGUCAGCUCAGCUGCCGAUCGCUUCGUUGCUCUAGGAGCCGAUGUCAAAGAGAUCUCGAUACCAAUGCACAAAUAUGGUCCCGCGAUCUGGACAAUUGCGACACGAUCUUUCAUGCCGCAUUACAUUGGCAACAGGCCCGGAGACCUUCUCUCGCAUCCCCUGCCUGGUUCAGAUCCCGCACCAGUCGAUCAGACCUUUUACGACAUCCUUUCGAAUCACAAUCCUGCUGUCGUCAAUGUACUCAUGAAUGCAGCACACAUCGAACACAAAUACGGCCCAGCACUUGUACGCAAAGCUCACAUGCACUUCGAGCAGCUUACGACAGGGCUUUCGAAGAGGUGGACGUAUUGCUGA
Molecule: messenger RNA, 1404 nt
Organism: Fulvia fulva
Lineage: Eukaryota; Fungi; Ascomycota; Dothideomycetes; Mycosphaerellales; Mycosphaerellaceae
Product: Amidase
Exons: 2
Coding region: 1-1404 (467 amino acids)
Molecular function (GO): catalytic activity
Source: RefSeq, a predicted model, not a curated record